GAAACGAUGAAAACAAUUUCAAGUAAAUGAUGGAAGAUAGCGAGGAAAUAAUCGAAGCCACGGAGUAUCUUUUUGAAAGCGAUAUGAUGACAACAUCAACUCCUAAAGAGUUAAGAGAACCAAAGGGUGCACUGCGCAAAAAAUUUAAACUGUCUGUGGACUACAAUAAACGAUUUUCUGAAGCCUCUACUUCUCUCCCUUCACAAACUUGUAGAACUUCAAACGAUGACAUAAUACAGGUACUGGAACUCAUUCUUCAAAAACAAAACGAUUUCGAGGCGCGGAUGGACAGAUUAGAGGAAAGGAUACCGGAAAAGCACGAAGUGAUGGCUCAACACAAGGUGAUGCGCGAGUCCAAAGUCUUGAUUAAAAGGGUUCACAAGCUAGUGUGUCGCAUAAGUGGCGAGGCUGAAAACGACAUGCACACCGAGUUCGCUUCUUUGAUGCCCUUCACCACAAUUGAAUCAAUUUUUGAUAUGGAGGAAAAGUUGAAAGCAGCUGAAUAUGAAGAAGCUAUGAAAACAUACUUAUUUACCCUUAAAGGGACCUCUGGUGACAUAGGCCCCGUUAUGAAAAAAGUUUUCUGUGACGAAGUAAUUUAUAAAUUUAACUGGGAUGGCAGAUGUGGAAAAAAGGCCCUAAGAAAGCUAAAACUGGUCCAUGAUGUUUUAUUUGAUACUUUUAUAAUCAAAGGGCGAAUCGAUUUCGAAAGGGAAAUAAAAAAAUUCGUCGAACAGAGCCACAACCGAUUUAAACAAAGGAGAUAUUUAGACAAAAAGCAACAAGGCAACAAUUUCCAAAUUAAACAUUUAAGUAUUACUAAUUAAUGUAUAAGUAUUUAAGAGUUUUAUAAAUAUGUAAAUCUUAUAAAUA
Molecule: messenger RNA, 873 nt
Organism: Rhagoletis zephyria (snowberry fruit fly)
Lineage: Eukaryota; Metazoa; Arthropoda; Insecta; Diptera; Tephritidae
Source: RefSeq, a predicted model, not a curated record